UUCAACAGUGAGAACUACAACAGGAUUGACGACUGCCUUUCCUUCACAACAUACAUGAUGUUCUAGCGGUGCCUAAUGUCAUUCGAUUGUCUCCUACAGCCUCUCCUGUUCCGAGUCUACAUGCCCGCGCUCCAUCGCGCUCCAUCCUCCUGACAGCCUCCAUGCGUCGAGCCGCCGUUUUCGCCCUUCGCACGGCUCGACGAUCUCCCUUCCGCAAGCUCAUCUCCUCCAAGUCAUCCUUUGGCCCUUCGGAUCAUGUCGUAGCUGCGCAGUCCUCGGUUGUUACGCGGAGAUACAGUACGUCGCGGCAGCCUUUGCAGUCUUCUAUGCGUCUACCGAAGUUGCCGAUUGCGUUCGUUGGAACCCUAGGUGCCAUUGGGGCGUGGUAUGCGUAUAGAGGCGAUGGACCACAGCAUCUCCUUCGUAACCCGGUCACUCCCAUCUCAGUCCAGCCGGCCAGAAGUCUGAGUACUACUCCAGAGGCUCCUCAGCCCGCUUCUGGUUCAGGCACUGCGACGCCUGUUUCGUCCGCGCAAGAGCAAAAUCGGAAAGCGUUGGUGGUGGACAACGAUCAGUUUUUCACCGGCUCCAUAGUGGGCGACGGCCCUUUGGCAAAGGAUACCGAUGACUACGGCAGAAAGGUCCUUGAGAUGAUGACUCCAGAGCAAGCCACGGAGAGGUUACGGAAGAAUGAACAGUCGUUUCUUGUGGGGCGUGGAGGCGGCGUGGUCAGAUACGACGUCGUGCAAUUACCAAGCAACGACCCCAUUGAGGACGAUCAUGCCGAGAAGAUUGUCGAAGUCCCAAACACCGUUGCUGCCACGGACGGAGCACCGUCUUCGGACUGGAUGUUCUGGGGUGUCUUUGACGGUCACUCAGGGUGGACAACUUCUGCAAAACUUCGUCAAGUUUUGAUUUCCUUUGUCGCCCGGGAACUCAACAGCACCUACAAGGCCGCUCUGUCAAACCCCAAGUCCCCUUUCCCGUCACCGGCAGAGAUCGACCAGGCCAUGAAAUCCGCCUUUGUCAAGCUGGACAACGAGAUCUGCUUGGACAGCGUGAGCAAGCUGAGUAAGAACCCUAGCAAACGACUUGCUGCCGAACUACUGGCUCCUGCCCUUUCAGGCUCCUGCGCUUUGCUUUCUUUCUACGACUCGCAAAGCAAGACAUUGCGCGUGGCUUGUACAGGUGACAGCAGAGCGGUACUAGGUCGCCGGAAUAUGCAGACUGGAAAGUGGUUCGCAACCCCUCUGUCGGAGGACCAGACUGGCUCAAAUCCCAAUGAAGCUGCCCGAUUGCGUGCCGAACAUCCUGGAGAAGAAAAUGUCAUCCGCGCAGGUCGCGUCCUGGGCAAUCUGGAGCCUACUCGCGCAUUCGGCGAUGCUUUUUACAAGUGGUCCCGUGACACUCAGGAGCGCCUCAAGAAGAACUUCUUUGGCCGCACGCCGCAUCCUCUCCUCAAGACCCCGCCCUAUGUUACCGCCGAACCCGUGGUGACUAGCACGCCAAUCGAACCCUCCAAGGGUGACUUCUUGAUCUUAGCCACUGACGGGUUGUGGGAGAUGCUGACCAACGAAGAAGCGGUCGGUCUAGUAGGACAAUGGAUUGAACAGCAGAACAAACAAGCCUCGGCAUCUUCGAACUCGAGCACGGCCUGGCUCACAUCUUGGUUCAAGUCCUCCGCUCCAUCCGCUCUACCUGUGGAGAAAGGUGGCAACAUGGACAAGACCGGACGUGUGGACAAUGGCAAAGCAGGAGAGAAACCUAUCCGUCAGCAGCAGUGGGACGUCAAGGCCGAAAAGGUUGACCGAUUUGUGGUGGAGGACAAGAACGCCGCCACGCAUCUGGUCCGCAACGCGCUCGGUGGCAAGGAUAAGGACAUGCUGUGUGCGCUGCUCACCUUGCCGAGCCCAUACAGUAGACGGUAUAGAGACGACUUGACGGUCGAGGUGAUUUUCUUCGGUGAGGGUGAGAAUACUGGUGCUGUGGUGGUGAACAGCGAGGCCACUGCUCAAAACGGGUCAGAUCAGACAAUCAAGGCCAAGUUGUGAUCUGAAAAGGCAAGCCCGGGGGUGGUCCUUUACAGGCCAGGCCAGUUCCUCUUAGUGUAUUCUUUGUGAGCGGUGCAGGGUUGAUAGAUGAGACAGUCGGUUUCUGACCCCUAUGGCAUGUUUCGAGCAUUAUAUUCUGUAUUUCUUUGUCCCCAUACAAAUACAUUCUGCACCACAGGUUGUGAGAAACCUGGGGUGGGCAUCAGGAGCGCGAUUUGAUAUCUGUCCAGGCGAUCCCAGAGCAACUGCUGAAACCCAACUGCAACAUUCUGUUAUAGACUCGGCUGAAGGCUCUGCUCUCUGCGAAUGAAAAGAAUAUGGUACCUCAAGCGGCAAGACCAAUAGCACGUACCAACUCUGAGAUAUAUAGCUUACCCGACACUGUCUUACUACUGUGCAUUUCGCCUGUUGAGCCUGUUGAGCCUGUACCUCGGGGUUGCGUCUGGCGGUAACAGAAUGCGCCGUUCUGUACGGUGGAACACCUGGCUUAGAACAGCAGCCAAUCUUCGGCAACGUCGACUCAAUCACUUCGAAAGCCAUCCACGUCGGUUACAACUUUGCGACAAUCACAACUCGUGCUCCUGGUUUUGACUAGGUGACUGUCAUGUACAGCAGAUGGCCAUCCUUGAAAUGUCUUUCAUUAUCUAAUUUUGGCACCGACCAUCCGAAGGCCGGGACUGUUCCAGAACAGCACUCGACACUGUACACAUGCAUCCAUAUUUCCUUUUCUGGACAAAGGAUCCAAGAAGCUGUCUUUGUUGUACAACCCGGACUUGAAGCGUGCGUUCGAAAGACUAAAAAUCAAAAAUCUAGGAGCACUCCGCCGCUAUGCAUAUGUGAACGCGAUGCCCUCCUUUCUCUUUUACCCAAUUGCUCCUUACUCAGCGUAAUUUCUGAAACUCCGAGUCGAAGUCAGAACCAGCCUGUCCCGCGUCUCCCCAGACAUCGUGCUCCUCAGUCAGUGUUGCCAGUCCUGGAUGAUACGCUUCUUGCUGAUAGCCAAUUUCGAGCUGGUUCACCGGCUCAUAAGAGAUUGUCCGGGGUAUCUCCUGAGGAUGUCUCAUGUCCUCCCCAUAGUAUACCAUUGGAUAAUUGGGAUCGAGCUGCCCCAGGCGAGGAUCAAGCACAUUAUGCUGGACCGGAUACUCCACCUGCUGUGGUGCAGGGUACGAUGUCAACAACUCAUGAUGACCGCCAUGCGGCAACCCCAGAAGACCCAUUGUGGCCUGGUAUGAGGGAAAGGGGCUGUUCAUCUUCUCGAAUUUGAUGUCAGAAACCUGGUCUUGGUAUGGUGCCAUGGCUGUCGACGGCUGAUAAUACUCGCCUACCAUACCAGCAGGACCCAUGAUCAACGGCGGCGGGCCAUAUGGGUUACUGAUCUCGUACCCUGACAAAUUCAAUGCGGGCAUCGGUUGAUGAUACCGGACAGGUCUGUCUUCCAGAGGAGUGGAUGAGGCGCUUCUGCUGUCAAAUCGUCGAGCGCUCCGGCUGCGUUUGGAGCUCCUGGUUGAACCUUCCCAGUCAGGAUCGCUGUCACUGGCAUCAUCAUCAUCUUGUCUGGCUCUCUUGGUCGACUUGUUUGGUGCGAACUUGUAGUUCGGAUGAGCCGCUUGAUGGUUGUCGCGCUCAAUGUGAGCAUACCUCUCAUACAUGUCCCGGAUCUCUUUGGGCUCUAGGGGCCAGCUUGCACCUGUCACCUGCGACACGACCUGAUGAUUGUUCUCUUUGCAGUAUUGCUUCACCCGAUCAGCAUAAGCUGCUCGGUACAACAUGAACGAGUUCAUUGGUCUUGAGAUGUACCCCUUUCUCUUUUCCACCUCGGCCAUCCUAUCUUCAACGGGGCGAUGAACCCAUGCAUUCAUGUCUUUGAUCGGUGUCUGGAAGUCUUUUGUCAGGACACUCAGUGGUUUGUCAAUGACGGGUCCUCCUUUUUUCGUGGGCUUCUUCUUUAAAUUCCUUCGCGCUCGUGGGGCCGGAGAUGCCGAUGCGCGAGUGGAUGCCGUAUUGCUGGGGCUGGAGGGAGUUGCAAUGGCUCUGCCACUCCGAGUAAAUACGCGACCUCCACUACGGCCUUGGGGCGGUGUUUGUGAUGGCUCGGAUGUGAUCAUUGCCUAAGACUGUCAGCAAGUUCCAAACUGGUUUCAAGUUGGGGUCUACCUACGUGCUGUGGGGUGUAGUAGACUGGAGUUGGGUCAGGGUAGAGGGAUGUUUCGCCAUAUGGAUCCUUGUCAAGGUCAGUUUCGUUUGGGUUUGUUCUUAUACUGGAUAUACUUACAAAUGCUGAAUGGGAAGGCAUGCUUGUCACCAUGGAUGUUGGCGGCAUGGGCGGUGUGUAUGGUUCUGGCUUGACCUGUCGGAGUUGACUGGCGUCGCCUACAAUGUAAUUGCCGUCGGUCGAGUGAGGAGUUGACGGUCUGUCCUGAGCCAUUGGAGUAUGGUGCGAACUCUUGGAAAAGGGAUGAUGAAUGAGCUUUCGCGACCAAGAAAGUAUGUCUUCUUCCUUUCAGCGGCUCUUUGAUGGAUCGCUUGUUGGAGUUAGGAGGCUUCUCAGCUUUAUACAGAGCUGUUGUUGCUGUCUUGCAAGCGGUGAAGACCUUCUGAGCCUGCGUCCUGCAGACACUCGUUCCUUCAAGGGACGGUUGAAGUGUGCUCCGCAACGUUGACACCCGGAUUGUGGAAAGUUGCCACAAUGUUGUCUUCCGCCGUAUGAACUGGCCGCACAAUGGAUCAAAGCUUGAUCAGUGGUGGUCUUGCUUUGAUGGGAAGGACAAUUGAUGAAAGGUUCUCGUUGUUCUUGAAGGGACUAUCUUCUGGAUGAUGGUCUCUCUUUUUAUCGUAUUGUUGCAGGAACCCGAUGGGAUCUUGCAACUGGACACCAAGAGCCUUGGGUGUCGUUGGGAUGAGUGUCGGUCCACUGCAGACAGCCUGAUGUGCGAAUCUUGCGAUUGGUGGGCUUUGUCUCAAUUACCCGUGAGAGGUUGAAAAGCAAUCUCGAAUCUGAGACCACAGGCUGAUUGACCACCUUUGUUGAAUGCAAGAAGAACGUGAAGAGAAAGACCAGAACAAGAGAACAUAUCAAUCUCUAGAAAGAGUCUCGGCCUUGUGGUGUUCGCUACGGUUGAUGGAUGCAUCGAGUGGGAGUUUCCGGAUCCGGAAUCAUGGUCAAGAUCCGGCUUUCUCUGAAAGAACUUCUUUUGUUUUCAGGUUGAUGAAAGCAAAAAGGCACCGCGAGCGAUUCUGCUGACAACAGCAGCUGUGUUAAGCAUCGCAUUCAGGCAUCACAUGAGGGUUCCCAAUAGGAACCCUCUUGUUGUGGUCCCCAUGCAUCCAGGAGGGCAAUAUCCUGAAGGGGCUCUUUCAGUCGUGGCGCUGCAACGGUAAGCCCCAUACUGUUGAACCAUGCUAUAACAUCCAUGUCAGGUCUCUGCCAUCGUGUGGAAGCUGUUUUGAUAAAAGGAAGGGUUUUGAUGGACUUGUUGUCAGAUAGAAUGACCCUGGGUGAUCUUCUUGUGGUUCUCUGUACAACGAACACUCAUAUGACGGCGGAUACAGACAUGAUCGCCAUGGAACUGGCUGCAGCAUUCCAUAUUCUCCGAUACGCUACAAGCGACUUCCUCGACAGCAUAUCUAAAGAUUGCUAUCUCCAACAGUUUUUGACGUUGGAGGAAUUCACGCGAUGACUGCUUUUUGGUCAGUCAGCAUGGCAUGUCUACGCCAUAUGCAUACUGCAAACAUGUCAACAGGGUAGAACGGAGGUGAUUCUCCAGGAACAGCCAUGCACUGGCAUGGACCGUGCUGUUGACCGUAUUCGGCCCGCUCCCGCAUUCCUUCGCUCAUGAUUUGAGCCUCUACGGAACCGCACGCGGAUGCAUCAACAACUCCACCAGACUUGUCACAGCAUGCUAGAAUAAGCAUCCACUUCUAUGCAAUCGCCUACGGUUUCGGAUCAUUUUAGCCGACCAAUUUACCUGGGAUAAGCCUUGGGAGCUUCAACCGAGCCCACUCAUGUCCAACAUCGGACCUAGCCAGUGUUACAUCACGUCUGGCCAUAUUUUCAUAUCCCACAGAUCCCAGGUAUGAUUCUCAAGUGGAUGGGGCACCCCCAGUGUAUUUGUGUUUUUAUGUUGAUGCUUUCCUUUGGGGCUUUGCAUUGGACGUUGACCAUAAGACCGAACUAUGCCAUGGAUGAUAUCCCAGUACGCGUUUCUACCACUGCUGGGAUCGUUCGGUGCAGAUCAUUGCUUUUUCAAGCCGGUAGGGACAGGAACGUGGCUUUGGUGGAUAAGUACUCCUUCUUCCCCCGUGCAUGCUUUGGCUUUUCUUCCCACUCGCUAACCAGAGAGGAUCCACUUCCUCUCACUUUUUGUGUCUGCUCACGAUGAGCUGGCUUCCAAGUUCAGUAUCAAUAUAUAUGAUACCAGUCGCCGUACCGCUCAAAUUACUAUGGUGGUCUGCGCUACCGCGUGAAUGCCUCAAAUUUGGAGCACAAAUGACGGUCACCGCAAGCCUGGAAUGACAUUUAACUACAUGGGCCUUGUUAGCAACUUGAAUGCCGUUGGUGCCCUGGUUCAAGGUUCCUUGUGGGAUGGUCCGCAGCGCAGAGGUUCAGCAACUACUUCCCAGCCUAGUACCUACCAGGGGUAAACUGUUGCUGCGGUACCGUUCUCUAUUGAACGGAUAAGUCGUGCAAUUCUUUUCAUGCCAUUUAUUACAGGACCACAUUUUGCAUCUGCGGGUCAGGACUCAGGGUGAGCCUCGAUCACUGCAGAACCUAACGCUGACAGGCCGUUGGUUCGGAAGCUCUUCGAAGGUUCGUUUCAUGCAAGUCAUACGGCUUUUGAGGGUUUUGGGCCCAUUCUCAGCCGGACUGUCUAUCAAUGCAGGGAUAUAUAUACCUUGCCUUGUACCUUGUCUACCUCAGUGGAUGUCUAGAGGAUAGUAUCGCGUACACGAC
This is a messenger RNA of Exophiala dermatitidis NIH/UT8656, 7005 nucleotides long. RefSeq names its product protein phophatase 2C family protein. The record is from RefSeq and is a predicted model, not a curated record. Gene Ontology annotation, molecular function: protein serine/threonine phosphatase activity. Bases 162 to 2051 code for a protein of 629 amino acids. The transcript is spliced from 4 exons. NCBI's taxonomy places the organism in Eukaryota, Fungi, Ascomycota, Eurotiomycetes, Chaetothyriales, Herpotrichiellaceae. Gene Ontology annotation, biological process: protein dephosphorylation.